AUGUCAGGCUCGGGUGAUUCUCCUCCAAUCAAUCACCAAGGCAUGCCUCAAGGUUUGGGAAUUACUUCUAAUCAAACCAGUGGUCGUGCUACGCCUAUGGAUUCCCUUGGUGGUACAAAUACAGGCUCUAGAGUCAACAAUACUAGAAUUCAAGCAAGUCAACAGAUGCAGCAACAAGAUGGCGCCAACAAUCCUAAUUUCGGACCAGGAAAUACCCUGACGCAACAGCAGAUAGGAAUCAAUAUGCUGCACCAACAUCGAAUCGCACAACAGCAAGCUCAAACUUUACAAAGUCAGUAUCAUCAAAUGGAGCAGGAUCGAGCACAGCAACAAUUACAACAGCAGCGGUAUGCGGCACAGCAACAAAUGCAGCGAAAUCAAGCACAGCAGCAACGACUACAACAGCAGCAUGCUGGCCAGUCGCAAGCAUUUCAACCAGCACACAUGCUGUCAGAAGAUAUCGCCAGCUCGAGCCCGACUGCGAUGAGACUAAACGGUGGACAAAUAGAACCUGCAUUCCGACAACUUUUCACCAUGCCCCCCACACAUUUCAGCAUGAAGAAUGGAAGGCCAAAUACCUUUGCUCCUACCGCCUCAACUAACGCACAACUUCGAGUACCUGUUCAACAACCAGAGCAGAAAGAGGAGGAGGAGGAGGAGGCCGGUUAUGAAUCCACUCGUCUCAGUCUCAGCAUCGAUUCCCCCCUGACUAUCACUGGUGAUGACAACAUAGUCACUUUCCACCCUGCCCCACAAGUCCAAAAAAUCACAGAUGCAAUCCUCCAAUCUCUAAAGGCCGCGUCUGAAGGAUCACGCGGUAUUCCAAUGGGCGAUGCUGAUGGUCAACCCAGGGGAAUCAGAGUUGAAAUUAGCGCUGCUGUGACGGUCAAUGGAAAGCAUAAUAUUCUAGGAGAAGAAGCUGUUAAGAUCUGGGGACAAAAAGUCAAAGGUGACGCACUGGCGGCACAAACACAGGCACAGAGAAUGUUGGCACAGGCUCAUGUCCAAUCUCAAGCUGCUGCGCAUGCUCAAGCACAAGGACAAGGACAAGGACCGAGGAGUGAAACAGCAAGUAUGGAGGCAGCUGUGCAUAGAAACGCUCAGGAAGCUUUUGCACAAGCCCGCCAACAAGCACUUAUUACCCAGAGACAGAUACAGAAUGAGACAUUGGCGCAGAAAAAGGAAGUUCCAAGCCCACAUGAAUCAUUCCAGAUGAGUGGAGAUGGAAAUGAGAGUGCACGAGGUCAAGCUCCCGCACAGUGGGGUCUGCCGUUACAAGAUCCUACCCAGCAGCAACAACCAAAAGCACAAGAAGGAAGAGCACAACCACAAAUGGGUAUUUUCCCUGCUGGUCCUUCCAAAGAUUUUGGCAAGAGAGCUAGAGAAUCCAGCGUUAGUAGACACGACGAAGAGGCCAAUAAGAAAACGAAGAUGGAUAUGUAG
Botrytis byssoidea is the source of this 1443-nucleotide messenger RNA. RefSeq lists its product as uncharacterized. The record is from RefSeq and is a predicted model, not a curated record. Lineage: Eukaryota; Fungi; Ascomycota; Leotiomycetes; Helotiales; Sclerotiniaceae. Bases 1 to 1443 code for a protein of 480 amino acids. The transcript has a single exon.